UUCAGUUAACUGUUGCGGGUUGGUUGAGACAUACAAGCCCAUCUUGAUCGCAAAGUGUUGAGGAGCUAAACCUAGUGCAAAAUGAAAUCCAUGCUCAUUUUCGGCCUUGUGGCGAUGUGCGUGCUGGUGGCUAGCGCCAGCGAUGAGGCACCCAAGAAGACCGUCGAGGCAGCCGAGCCCGCUGAGAAGAAGCAGGAGAAGCGCGGCAUUGGCCACGGUUUGGGCUAUGGAUACGGUCCCUCUGCGGGAGGCGCCAUCCUUGGAUCCGGAAUCGGAGUUGGAGUUCCAGUGGCCCCAGCUGUCGCUGAGCUGCCCACCCAGGUGCACACCAACACUGUUGUGAGGACCGUGCAGGUUCCCUACCAGGUGGAGCGUCACGUUCCCUACCCAGUCGAGAAGACCGUCACCUACCCUGUUAAGGUGCCCGUGCCCCAGCCCUACCCCGUUGAGAAGAUCGUCCAUGUCCCGGUCAAGGAGAUCGUGAAGGUGCCCGUCGAAGUGCCCCAGCCCUACCCCGUCGAGAAGGUCAUCCGCGUGCCCGUGAAGAUCCCUGUCGACCGUCCCUACACCGUUCAUGUUGACAAGCCCUACCCCGUGCCCGUUGAGAAGCCCGUGCCAUACACCGUUGAGAAGCGUGUGAUCCACAAGGUGCCCGUCCAUGUGGAGCGCCCAGUGCCCUACAAGGUGGCCGUGCCCGUGCCCGUCCAUGUUGAGAGCCACGUGAAGCCCGCCGUGGCUGUUACCCACACUGUCGCCGCUGCUCCAGCUAUCAUUAGCCACGGUUACUCCGGACACGGAAUCUCUGGCCACGGAAUCUCCGGACAUGGCAUCUCCUCUUACGGCAUCUCCGGACACGGAAUCUCCUCGUACGGCAGCUCCGGACACGGUGGCUACCUCCACAAAAAGUAGACGAAAUCGCAAAUGCUGUCGAGGGCCAAUUGAGAAGUGAAAUCGGGUGAAGGCGAGCGAACAACAACAAGUCGAAAGUAUCCAAAAGACAUUAAGAAUCAAGUACCCCCACCACGCCCACAUUCCCACGCCCAGCAACCGCCAACGUACGACUUACAAAUUUAGUUUUAGUUUGUGAUACCAACCGAAAUUCUAGGAGGACCCGAAGCAGGAGAAGAUCACACACCUGACGCAAACCAUUAUAGAAAGCUUGCCAAAACCCAUCUGGGGCGUUCAGUAAGUGCCUGUCUCCUUGCUUCCGUUUCCAUCGAGUGUACAUUUCUUUUGUAGACAAUCACAGAGAAAUAACUGCUGACGAGUUGCUCCUUCGACUUUUUCAUGUAAAUUUCUUUUCUAUGAAAUGUUUGUACAUAUUUAAAUAAUGUAAAUAAAACGAAAAUUAAAAAAAAAAAA
Messenger RNA from Drosophila eugracilis, 1362 nucleotides. RefSeq names its product non-classical arabinogalactan protein 31 (gene Vajk2). Bases 82 to 909 code for a protein of 275 amino acids. The record is from RefSeq and is a predicted model, not a curated record. NCBI's taxonomy places the organism in Eukaryota, Metazoa, Arthropoda, Insecta, Diptera, Drosophilidae. The transcript is spliced from 2 exons.